This is a messenger RNA of Petromyzon marinus (sea lamprey), 533 nucleotides long. The record is from RefSeq and is a predicted model, not a curated record. NCBI's taxonomy places the organism in Eukaryota, Metazoa, Chordata, Hyperoartia, Petromyzontiformes, Petromyzontidae.
AAAGGGUGUUUGCAUGGCAUGGGAGUGGCACUCUGAUAAAUACGAGACCAGAGCACCUGGACACUACUACAGUUGUAGCUCAUCCAGCAGUCACGAUGAAGGCACUGCUCAGCAUCGUCCUCGGUCUUCUCUUCCAGGAGCUCGCUUGCUCCACUUAUCUGGUCCCUGGCGCCUACACUAACGGCUCCCGGGAUGCGGAGGGCCAGUGCGUGUGUAACGUCUAUCUGCCGGACCCCGUCUUCCCGGCCGACAUGGUGGAGCAGCUGCAGCUCAGCACCCAGACGAUUGCCACGGCCUUCACGGUGGAGUCACAGAAGGUGGCAGAGAACCACGCCACGCUGGUGCGCUACACGGCGCUGCUGUAGAACCUGACGGUGCGCGUGGAGCGAAUGGAGCAGGGGCAUGACCGCUACACAGAGCUGGACUUUAAGCUGAUGCGGGUGGAGAUCAGGAAGAUGAAGCAGCUGGUACAGCAGCUGAAGCUGGAUGUCUCCAGCGCCACUCUCGAUCGUCUACACCUCUCGGUUAGUCAC